Merops nubicus (carmine bee-eater) is the source of this 223-nucleotide messenger RNA. It is a transcript of the gene TOMM22, whose product is annotated as translocase of outer mitochondrial membrane 22 homolog (yeast). NCBI's taxonomy places the organism in Eukaryota, Metazoa, Chordata, Aves, Coraciiformes, Meropidae. Gene Ontology annotation, biological process: intracellular protein transport. The record is from RefSeq and is a predicted model, not a curated record. The transcript is spliced from 2 exons. Gene Ontology annotation, cellular component: mitochondrial outer membrane. The annotation marks the transcript as partial.
GGUGCCCGCACCUUCUCCUGGCUACCAGCUGUUCUCCAGGGCAGCUCUGUGGAUUGGGACCACCUCCUUCAUGAUUCUGGUUCUUCCUGUCGUUUUUGAAACUGAAAAACUGCAGAUGGAGCAACAGCAGCAGCUGCAGCAGCGACAGAUCCUCCUUGGACCCAACACGGGGCUCUCAGGGGGCAUGCCAGGGGCUCUGCCUCCACUCUCUGGGAAGAUCUAA